AUGCCAGAAUGUCUCCUUGAAGUUCGGCUGCCCUCUUCCAGCUCCCUUUUCUGCCGCACGGGUCCCGCCUCCACCACCACCGUUUUCAAAGUCCAGACAAAGGACUCAUGCACCCCGCUGCUUGGACAAAUGGACAGCUUCGUUACCACGUUCCCUGCGGUGCCUGUCACGCCUGUUACUAGGCGACUCUUCCCGCUUGGCAUGUCCAUGACAUCACCAUCGCCCAUUCGUCAUUACCGCCAACCCAGAUCUAGACCUGCGCUUCGUCCUCCGCUCGCCAUCUCACCUCGCAUCACAAUCAUCCUCUCAUCUAAGAAUACGACACACGCCAAGAUGUCAAGUGUAGCGACCACCUUCGCCGUUCGACAAGUUAACGCCGGCCGCUUGCCUCCUGGUUUCGAAAAGUGCGUCAACCGACAGGGCUUGAGGCUCCACCCGCAACUGUUUCGCAUGUCGUGCCGAUCCAUGCCUCUGCGCUUGCUUGCCCCUCGCCUAUUGAUGCGAUAUCUCAUUGUCCAUGCCCGUCAUCUCAGUGCCCCGUGCAGGACUCCCUUUCUUCGCCAAAACAGCAAACACUAUUGCAAAUCUCUGCAAGUCCGGAAAUUCGCAAAUCUGUCAAUCAUUUUUCUUUGGUCAUCUCAUAUCAAAGCCUUGUUCAUCCUCCUUAGACGGCUGCUAGAGGUGAACAACUGA
Messenger RNA from Akanthomyces muscarius, 693 nucleotides. RefSeq lists its product as uncharacterized. The transcript has 4 exons. The coding region runs from base 1 to 693 and encodes 230 amino acids. NCBI's taxonomy places the organism in Eukaryota, Fungi, Ascomycota, Sordariomycetes, Hypocreales, Cordycipitaceae. The record is from RefSeq and is a predicted model, not a curated record.